UUCUCUCUUAUCCUUAGUUUUGUGUUCCCCCCUUCAGUUACCCGCUAUCCAUAUCAAAUGUAAAUUCUAGAAAUAACUCAUGAGUUUUAGGUUGUGUGUCGUUAUGUAACAUAAUGUCUUGUCUGGGAUAGCAUGUCCAGGGAGAGUAUUCACUCUAUUGCCCAUCCAUUGGUAAUAGUAAUCUCUGUGGUUAAGUCAGUAUCAGCCUUUGUGUUACAGUAAGUGCAGAGGUGGUAACAGUAGCAACCCACCUGUGCCAGAGAGACGUUUUCAAGUGCUCUAAGCAAAGUGGAAUUUUUAGUUUGGGAAGAAAAGCUGUAGGCUAGUUUAGUAACACGGACAGUCAACACAGACCACAUCGCGGAAGUUUUACCACAAUAUGUUGUUACAACUUGUUUUUAAUCUCCCUGCUUAAUUAUAAGUUAACCAUCAUUGGUUCGUACUCACUUUAGGAAUCCUUGAUUUCAGGUAUUCAUCUGGGCUCAGAUUGUGUCCACCAAGGAUAAGAGGGCAGGGCACCACUGUGCUCGGCUUACCUUUAAACAGAUAAUAAAAUCACUUUGGGAUCAGUGUAAAAUUAAGUAUUUUUUAAGCUCUCACAAAGAGCAAAGAAAUAAAAGGGUAUGUGUGUGCAGGGUAAGAACUGUAGAAAUCAAGAUUAUAGACGUUUUUUAGGGAAGACAAACCUUUAAGUAAGAGUUGUUAUAAACACAGUCCUUCACUUUUCUACUAAAAAGUAAAAAGUUUAAGUUGGAUCUGCCUGCCUCUGCCUCUUUAAUGCUGAGAUUAAAGACAGGCACCACCACCACACCUGGCUUAAGAUUAUUAGUUUUGAAGGAUAUAUUUUAAUCCAUAAAGGUUAUGGGGGAAAUACAAGAUUGAUGGUGACAGUUUCCCAGGAAGUACACCUGAGAAAUUACACUUAAAUCUUUGAGCACAUAAAUUUGCUGUUGAACAAAAAUCAAACAUCCAUAUCCCAAGUAAUGCCAUUUAUAGAGAAGAAUCUGUGUCUUGAUUAAUCUCUAGUCCUCCACCAUGCAUCCCCCAUGUGUAAACAGACAGCCUUUCUAGAGUAAAAACACAGAAAUAAUAACUCUACAGUUUCUUCCAAACCUUUAUUUUUUAAAAAGAUUUUGAUUCUGAGUGAUUUGUAUAUGUGGUGUGUGGGUCUUGUUUGUGGUUUAUGUACAUGAGUGCAGUCCCCACAGCGGCCAGAAGAGGGUGCCACACACCCCGGGGUAGAGUUGCAGGUCCUGGGAGCCACUUCCCAUGGGCAUUAGGAGCUGAACUCUGGUCCUCCACUUAUUUCUUUCUGUUCCCCAGUCCUGGUACUUCUGCUUACGAGGCACAUCUGUCAGCUGUAGGGUUGGAGGAUGUAGCUAUGGAAACUUUAUUUUAAAGCUUCUUGCGGCUCCCAAAGAUGCCCUACUGGUAAAUUAUUUUCACUGAGGGAAAAGAGUGUGUGGCUACAGAACUCUUUCUUCCUUUAUGGACCCUUGGGCUUGAAAUAAACAUCGAAUGGUUAGAUAAAGAAGCAGGACAAGGGUUAAGUCACCUGUUCUGGGACACAAGUGGCAGUCAGACUUCAGCUCUUUUCAACUGAGUAGACUAAGGUCCUACCACAUGAGCCUGGUAAUAAAUGAAAUGUGUACAGUGGAAUUCAGCAGUUUAUUUGUGUGUGGAAGAGUAAAAUACACACCGACUGCUGUUUCCUUACAGAAGCCAUGCUGCCGUGAAGACGCAGGUCCAGCUUUCACGUGAACACAGCGGGCGCUGUUAUAAUUUAGUGCUCCAAGGGAAGGCCGUCAGAGAACACAACAGGGCGUUUCUGAGGCCGGCAGAAUGUGGGAACCUGAACUUGAAACCUGAGCCACUGCCUGAAGGGAUGGUGAGGCCAACAGAUGAAGAAAAGAUAGCCUGUUAUUCCCAGGUCUCAGAAGGAGCGAGGCAUGGUGCGCUAUGAAGAGCCACACAAGGAACGCACCGCCAAGCUGUUAACUAACAGGAAACAAUGAAACCGAAGAUGGAGGCAGCAUGGACCAGUGUCCUUCACUAGGAGUCAGCCGCAGUGAUGGCGGAGAGUCCCCAGGAGAAACUCGGGCACCUGAGCAUCUGACCUGUAUGGACUCUGGGGAUUCUUCCUUUGGACAGAAUGAUUCCCCUACUGUUUUGCCCAUUCCUGCUGCUGAAACAGAUGAGUCACUCACAUCCCAGGACAUGCCAGAGACACUGCCCGAGGCACAGACCCUUCAUGCGGAGCAGUUUCGUCUUUUGGACCCAAAUGGGCAGCCUGUUCAAUAUGACCUUCAGCCACUGGGAGAUUCUAACGCACAAAUGAUGAUCGCUACGAGCCCAUCAGAAAAUGGACAGGUGCUUCAUGUAAUUCCAUCUACCCAGACAGGAAUGGCUCAAGUGAUUAUACCUCAGGAGCCGCUUGUGGAUGUGACUAGUCCUCAAGAUGCCUCUGAAGAGAAAUCCACUGACAGAAGCUUACCAACUGUAAGAGCAGACACUCUAGAAGCCAGUACCAAUGACUACAUGCUUCGUUCUCAAGCAUCCCUUGAGUUUCCCAAAAAGUCAGGGACCAGAAUGCUCGAAGAACCUUCGCCGGCUCCUCUUCAGCCCCUGUCUUGUAACACACCGAUCUGGGCCUGCCGCCUGAGGAGUUGUGAGAAAAUUGGAGAUUCCUACCGUGGCUACUGUGUCAGUGAGACUGAACUAGAAAGCAUCCUCACUUUUCACAAGCAGCAAACCCGGAGUGUCUGGGGCACCCGCCAGUCUCCAAGCCCAGCCAAACCUGCCACGCGCUUGAUGUGGAAGUCCCAGUAUGUGCCCUAUGAUGGCAUCCCAUUUGUCAAUGCAGGUAGUCGAGCUGUAGUAAUGGAGUGUCAGUAUGGACCAAGAAGGAAAGGUUUCCAGUUAAAAAGAAUCAGUGAGCAAGAAAGUAGGUCUUGUCAUCUUUACAAAGCUACUUGUCCAGCCAGGAUUUACAUUAAAAAGGUACAGAAGUUCCCUGAAUAUAGAGUGCCUACAGACCCCCAGAUAGACAGGAAGAUCAUCAGAAUGGAGCAGGAGAAAGCCUUCACCAUGCUGAAGAAGAACUUGGUAGAUGCUGGUGGUGUUCUUCGAUGGUAUGUGCAGUUACCUACACAGCAAGCUCAUCAGUAUCAUGAGCUGGAGACGCGGGGCCUCCCUCUCUCACCGGCUCCCUUUCCUGUGUCCGCUCCUGAGGAAGAGGAGACUGUAGUCAGAGAUGAGAACUGUGCGUUGCCCUCGCGCCUCCACCCGCAAGUAGCGCAUAAGAUUCAGGAGCUAGUGUCACAGGGCGUGGGACACGUGUACGCAGUGAGGAAGCAGCUCAGGAAAUUUGUGGAAAGAGAACUGUUCAAACCUGAUGAGGUACCUGAAAGACAUAAUUUAUCAUUUUUUCCAACUGUAAAUGAUAUAAAAAAUCAUAUCCAUGAGGUACAGAAAUCAUUGAGGACUGGAGAUGUGGUAUAUAACUCAGAGGUGAUUCCAGCAACGCUUCAGUGGACCACAGAUAGUGGGAAUAUUCUCAGAGAGACUGUAACAGUUACAUUUGCAGAAGGACAUUCAGUAGGAGAACCCGUUGCCAGCAGCGUUGGGGCGCGUCGGACACAGACUUCUCUGUCUCCAGAGCCAUGUCGCCUGCUCUCCCCACUUUCCUCAUUUCAGCCCAAAAUCUUCUCACACUUACAGGGUUUGAAGUUACAGCCAAGACUUUCCUCUCCUGAUGGAUCACAAGCUCUGGUGUCAGGAACUAGCGGUCCCUCCUCCAGUCCUUCAGUACUUCUGGAUACAGUAGGAAAUGCUGUAGUGAAUAAUCAUUCUCUGCUGCUCGGUCAAAGCCAGAGCCUUCGAACAGAUACAUGCCUAACACAAAACAAUAGCGCUGCCUCUACCAUGGGGAAUCUCUCGGAAUCAGUUCAGAAUCUCGGAAUGGAUCAGCUGGUGGAAGUUGAAGAUGUUGAGGAUACGGGGAAUCUGGAAGGAAGUGUAAAUAACAUUCUCUUGGAAGAUGUACAAACUGUUCCAAUACGAAUCAUAGACAGCCAUCCAGCUCUUACAUGUAUGACUGCAGGCCAGAAGAGGGCACCAGAUCUGAUUACGGAUGGUUGUGAGCCACCAUGUGGUUCCUGGGAAUCGAACUCAGGACCUCUGGAAGAGCAGUCAGUGCUCUUAACCUCUGAGCCAUCUCUCCAGCCCAGCAUCAGUUUUUAAAACUAUGUUUACAUAUUGAAAUGUUUAAUUCUUUCUAAAUGUACUAGAGCUUAAAAACAAGUGUAUAAAAAUUCAGGAUCUGUGUUUGGCUUUCUCUUAACAACUCCACAGCAAAAUUUGACAAACAUCCUUUAGUUCAUGUAUUACAGGAUGUAUUAUCUGCAGUAGUAGGCUGGACAUUUAAAAUAAGUGGUUAGAAAUUCAUAAUCAUAGGCUGGCUCAUUUCUUUGUAGUUUCCGUGUUCCGACCCUGCAAGUAAACGUUGUAUAUACAGCAGUAAAUUAUAGAUAAACAACCACGACAGACUUCCCUCAGUAGUCAUUUUCUACCUAGGCAGCUCGUGUGCUUAAAAAGCUCUAACAUCUUAUGCAAAGUGAGUGUUUCCUAACCACACAGAAGUAAGAGGAAACACAAGCUUUGGGGUCUGCUCCUGCACUGGAGGUUUGAAUGCUGAGGCCCCCCAGCACGUGCCUCAGCUUCUUCAGGUCCUGUCAGACUGUACUUAAUCAUGUGGGUGUGAGACCAUGCUUACUUUAUACCAGGUUUGUAAAGGGAUUUUAAAACGUAUGUAGAUACUAGAACUUAAUGUACAGUGUUCUUGCUAUAAUGUAAUUUUUUCAUUAAAGAAUUCUGGUUUUCUUCUUA
This is a messenger RNA of Peromyscus maniculatus bairdii (prairie deer mouse), 4887 nucleotides long. The record is from RefSeq and is a predicted model, not a curated record. Lineage: Eukaryota; Metazoa; Chordata; Mammalia; Rodentia; Cricetidae.